CCUGUGCCUAUGGAAGGGGGUAUUCUACCUUUUUGAUAGCUUCCCUGGUGCAGAAAUUGUGGGCUGAUGUUGAAAUCCAGUUACAUCUUUCUUUUUCCUUAUUUAGGAUACAAAGAAAAGAGAUUUCCUUUAAUAUGUAGAAGGAGGCCUACAAAUCGAGAGAGCAGCAAGCAUGAUCCCUAAACCAAGGACAUUUGCAGGAUCUUCUCAUUCUUAUUUAAUGCAGAUCUUGGCCUGUGUUCCGGGAAGGGGCCCAUUUCUUCCUUUGUAACUUCUAUCAUCAUCUUUUUUCCCCCUGAGAAAGAAAAAAAGCAGUAUGAGGAGCUUGCAUUAAAGAGACUGAAAGUUUCGUUAGAUAAAAGAUGAACCAUGGAGGCCGAAACAGCUUCGGGCUCAGAAUCAGGUCUUGAAAAAAGGUGUUGUGGAUGAACAAGCGAAUUCUGCUGCUUUAAAGGAACAACUGAAAAUGAAGGAUCAAUCGCUGAGAAAACUGCAGCAGGAAAUGGACAGUUUGACAUUCCGAAAUCUGCAGCUUGCCAAGAGGGUAGAGCUACUUCAAGAUGAACUGGCUCUAAGUGAACCCCGAGGCAAGAAAAACAAGAAAAGUGGAGAAUCUUCUUCUCAGUUGAGUCAAGAGCAGAAGAGUGUCUUUGAUGAAGACCUGCAAAAGAAGAUAGAAGAGAAUGAACGGUUGCACAUACAAUUUUUUGAAGCCGAUGAGCAGCACAAGCACGUGGAAGCAGAGCUGAGGAGUCGGCUGGCCAGUCUGGAGACGGAAGCGGCCCAGCACCAAGCUGUGGUCGAUGGCCUGACCCGGAAGUACAUGGAAACCAUCGAGAAGCUGCAGAACGACAAGGCUAGACUAGAGGUAAAAUCUCAGACUCUAGAAAAGGAGGCCAAGGAAUGUCGACUUCGGACAGAAGAAUGCCAGUUACAGUUAAAGAAUCUUUAUGAAGAUUUGUCAAGUAGAUUAGAGGAAUCCUUGUCAAUCAUCAAUGAAAAAGUACCUUUUAAUGAUACAAAAUAUAGUCAGUAUAACGCUCUGAACGUUCCAGUCCACAAUAGGAGACAUCAGCUGAAGAUGCGGGAUAUCACUGGGCAGGCCCUGGCUUUUGUUCAAGAUCUUGUCAAGGGUCUUCUGAACUUUCACACCUAUACAGAACAGAGGAUUCAGAUUUUUCCUGUUGAUUCUGCCAUUGACACUAUAUCUCCAUUGAAUCAGAAGUUCUCACAGUAUCUUCAUGAAAAUGCAUCCUAUGUCCGCCCUCUUGAGGAAGGAAUGCUUCAUUUAUUUGAAAGUAUUACUGAGGAUACUGUGACUGUCCUGGAGACAACUGUGAAGUUGAAAACUUUUUCAGAGCAUUUAACCUCUUACAUAUGUUUUCUUAGGAAGAUUCUUCCUUAUCAGUUAAAAAGUUUAGAAGAAGAAUGUGAAGCUUCCCUUUGCACGUCUGCAUUACGAGCCAGGAAUCUAGAGCUGUCCCAGGACAUGAAAAAGAUGACAGCUGUAUUUGAGAAGCUGCAGACUUAUAUUGGUCUUCUCGCCUUGCCAAGUACGGAGCCAGAUGGACUCCUUCGGACAAACUACAGUUCUGUCUUAACAAAUGUUGGUGCUGCUCUGCAUGGAUUUCAUGAUGUCAUGAAAGAUAUUUCCAAACAUUAUAGUCAAAAGGCUACAAUAGAGCAUGAACUUCCAACAGCAACACAGAAGCUCAUAACAACUAAUGAUUGCAUCCUGUCAUCAGUAGUGGCAUUGACAAAUGGAGCAGGAAAGAUUGCAUCUUUCUUCAGCAACAACGUGGACUACUUCAUUGCUUCUCUGAGCUACGGGCCUAAGACAGCGAGUGGAUUCAUCAGUCCUCUCUCAGCUGAAUGCAUGCUGCAAUACAAGAAAAAAGCUGCUGCCUAUAUGAAGGCUUUGAGAAAGCCCCUCUUGGAAUCUGUGCCUUAUGAAGAAGCACUGGCAAACCGCCGGGUCCUUCUCAGCUCUACUGAAAGUCGAGAAGGUCUUGCACAACAGGUUCAGCAGAGUUUGGAGAAGAUUUCUAAACUGGAGCAGGAAAAAGAACAUUGGAUGUUGGAAGCACAGUUAGCUAAAAUCAAGCUGGAGAAAGAAAACCAGCGAACUGCAGAUAAACUGAAGAGCACAAGUAAUGGGCAGGCGGUUGGGGUAGCCCAGGAAGGGGCCGCCCUGGUGACCGCUGCGGGCCAGGAAGACGCGUCCGCCAAGGCUGUGCCGGAGGCUGUUCACAGCACUAGUCUGAUUGGGAUUUUAACCAGGACGUCUGACAGUGAGGCUCCAGAUGUGGAAUCUCGGGAAGACUUAAUUAGAAAUCACUACAUGGCAAGGAUAGUGGAACUGACGUCUCAGCUACAGCUGGCUGAUAGCAAGUCAGUGCAUUUUUAUGCUGAGUGCCGAGCACUCUCUAAAAGACUGGCCUUGGCUGAAAAGUCUAAAGAGGCACUGGCAGAAGAGAUGAAAGUAGCCAGUCAGAACAUCAGCAGACUUCAGGAUGAGCUGACAACGACCAAGAGGAGUUAUGAGGAUCAGUUAAGUAUGAUGAGCGACCACCUGUGCAGCAUGAACGAGACACUAUCUAAACAGAGAGAAGAGAUUGACACACUAAAGAUGUCUAGUAAGGGGAAUUCUAAAAAGAACAAGAGUCGAUAGUUUACAGAGAGCUGGUUGGUGACUUCUUUGCAGAGCUGCUACUGCUGCGCGGAGCUGCGGGGCCGAGACUCCAUGUCCAGGACUGGCCGCCUUCAGGAAGCUGGAGUGUUGUUGGACCUAGUAAAGUAGUCAGUGUUGUAAAUGGCCUUGAAGUAUUUAAAAUAUAUUUGUAACCAGUAAGGUAAAUCCAGAAUUUGAUGUUGACAGUAAAACGGAAAACAGUACACAUACCAUGGAUAUUGUAGGUUUCCUUAUGCUGUUUUUACUGUGCACUUUUUAAAAUUAGGCUUUAAUUUCAGUAUGUAAGAACAACAAAUAUUUUGUAUAUUUUCAAACUCAGUGAUAUGGUAAUCAAUUUGGUAUCUGUGGAAUAGGUAUGUGUUUCUGGAUAAAAUGCUUAAAUUGUCAAACUGUCAUUAAUUCUUGCUGUAAUUGAAAGCAGUCUCCAAUUCUUUUUGAAGACUUGUUCAUUCUCUCUCUCUCUCCCUCCCUCUCUCCUGCUCUCUCUCUCUCUGUUCUGGAGGGAGUGAGCCUUGAAAACUUCAGAUCUUGUGGCUUUAUUAUCAUUGUCUUCAGCUCUUCAGUACCCUCUCUGUGUUGGAAUAAUAGGCUUAAGGAAAUUGAUGUCAAUAAAUUCAUACUUAUAUCAAA
This is a messenger RNA of Physeter macrocephalus (sperm whale), 3322 nucleotides long. RefSeq names its product protein phosphatase 1 regulatory subunit 21 (gene PPP1R21). Gene Ontology annotation, cellular component: early endosome; membrane. Lineage: Eukaryota; Metazoa; Chordata; Mammalia; Artiodactyla; Physeteridae. The coding region runs from base 467 to 2671 and encodes 734 amino acids. The record is from RefSeq and is a predicted model, not a curated record. The transcript has 22 exons.